AUGUCGAGCAACCGCUACCCGGCGUUGCCAAGCCGCAUGUCUCUGAUUUCAUUCAAGACACGUCUUAAGGGAGCGCAAAAGGGGCACUCACUGCUAAAGAAGAAGGCCGAUGCCCUCGCAAUCCGCUACCGCGCGAUUAUGGGGGAUUUGCGAAAUGCCAAAAUGGAAAUGGUGGAGCAAAUUCGGGGAGCGUAUUUCACCGUCUCCAAAGCUCAGUUUAUAGCGGGCGACAUUGGCCUUGCGGUGCAGGAGUCUCUUAAGCUGCCGACAUACGCGAUGCGACUUCGGGUGGAAAAUAUUGCCGGUGUGCGUGUCCCAAGUUUUCACGAACGCGAGGAACACAGCGGUGAUUUGGUCACGCUGGAUGAGAAGGGACGGCGAAUAGGCACGGCGGGCAUCGGCCGCGGUGGCGAACAGCUCCGAGAAGCGUCUGAGAAGUUCCGUGAGACCCUGCGGCUCCUGGUGAAGAUUGCGUCACUGCAGGUUAGUUGGGUGACACUCGACCUCGCACAGAAGGUGACAAACCGCCGCGUAAAUGCGCUGGAAAAAGUAGUGGUUCCUCGCGUGCAGAACACAUUAAGUUACAUCACUUCGGAGCUGGACGAGCAGGAGCGUGAAGAGUUCUUUCGUCUCAAGAUGGUACAGAAGAAGAAGCGGCAGAUUCAGGCGAAUAAGGCGCGUGAGGCACUCGCACGGCAAGCGAAUGCGAGCAAAGGCCCUUCCACGGUUCAAAACGCACUUAAAAUGGUGAAUGGCAACGAUGAUCUGGGUAUCGAUGAGGCAGAUCUAGUUGUGUAG
This is a messenger RNA of Trypanosoma cruzi, 798 nucleotides long. Its product is annotated as vacuolar ATP synthase subunit D, putative. Gene Ontology annotation, molecular function: proton-transporting ATPase activity, rotational mechanism. The record is from RefSeq and is a predicted model, not a curated record. Lineage: Eukaryota; Euglenozoa; Kinetoplastea; Trypanosomatida; Trypanosomatidae. The transcript has a single exon. Gene Ontology annotation, cellular component: proton-transporting V-type ATPase complex; vacuolar membrane. Bases 1 to 798 code for a protein of 265 amino acids.